AUGGAAGAAAAGUUCCACUUACACUGGGGCAUCCUGGGCAUAAGACACAUCGCCGAGGCUUUCGCAAAAGACCUCCUUAUCGACCCGGCCACAAGAGAUCGAAACGAUAUCGUCCAUCUCCUUUACGGGGUAGCGUCGUCUCGCUCAGUAAACGUCGCCCAGGAAUUCCUGACCACAGUCUAA
This is a messenger RNA of Aspergillus bombycis, 183 nucleotides long. Its product is annotated as dimeric dihydrodiol dehydrogenase. The transcript is spliced from 3 exons. NCBI's taxonomy places the organism in Eukaryota, Fungi, Ascomycota, Eurotiomycetes, Eurotiales, Aspergillaceae. The record is from RefSeq and is a predicted model, not a curated record. Bases 1 to 183 code for a protein of 60 amino acids.